Molecule: messenger RNA, 1299 nt
Organism: Stereum hirsutum FP-91666 SS1
Lineage: Eukaryota; Fungi; Basidiomycota; Agaricomycetes; Russulales; Stereaceae
Product: Pkinase-domain-containing protein
Exons: 4
Coding region: 1-1299 (432 amino acids)
Biological process (GO): intracellular signal transduction; intracellular monoatomic cation homeostasis; protein phosphorylation
Molecular function (GO): protein serine/threonine kinase activity; ATP binding
Source: RefSeq, a predicted model, not a curated record
AUGCCCUCCACUCGUCCUCCCAGCCAGGCUCCGAGCCGAGCACCGAGUGUCUCCGGAUCCAGGCCCGACAUCUCUGCCAUCCGCUCUCCCCCUCAUCUCGUAGCCGCUUCCGUCACGAAGGCCUUCUCAAAGAAGGACAAGAACAGCGCUCCUUCCACACCCGUCGUCGAGCAUUCCCCCGGUCCACGCUCCAAGGGCCCCCCGUCGAUCAACUCGGACACCGGGGGACACAAGUUCACCCUCAAGGAGCUGCUUGCUAACGGCCCCAAGCUCACUCGCAAGGGCUCUGCCCGCUCGGCCAGCAGCAAGAAGUCCGAUUCCGAGGGCGGUGGAGGCAAGUCCACCGCGGGUGGCGAGAGCACGCAGAGUCUGUUGAAGAAGUAUGGCACUUGCGAGCGGGUGGCGAUCGGGAAGGGCGCCACUUCCGUCGUCCGCCUCGCUCACAAGUGGGACCGAACAGAAGAGAAACUUUACGCUGUAAAGGAGUUCCGGAAAAGAAGAAAAAAUGAAACAGAAAAAGAAUACGUCAAGAAACUGACUGCCGAGUUCUGUAUAUCGUCCACCCUCCACCACAUCAACAUCGUCGAGACAGUCGACCUCGUCCAGGACGAGCAACAACAUUGGUGCGAAGUCAUGGAGUUCUGUCCCGGUGGAGACCUCUACGCCGCCAUCAAGAAGGGCCACAUGUCACCGAGCGAGAUCGAGUGUUGUUUCAAGCAAAUCCUCUGCGGUGUCCACUAUCUUCACAGUCAGGGCGUCGCCCACCGUGAUAUCAAGCCAGAGAAUCUGUUCUUCGACACCAAGGGCCAUCUCAAGAUCGGCGACUACGGCGCCUCGACGGUGUACCGUCUGCCAUGGGAGGCGACCAUCCACAUGUCGACAGGCUUGUGUGGUAGCGAGCCCUACAUUGCGCCCGAGCAGUUCCUAGGCAAACCGUACGACGCCCGCCUAGUCGACAUCUGGGCCGUCGGCAUCGUCUAUUACUGCCUGCACUUCCAAGAGCUCCCCUGGCGCGUCGCGCAGACCUCCGAUCAGCUCUACGCCUCCUACACCGCCGCGUGCGCCAAUCCGGCACAGUCGGCCUGCCCGCCCACGAUCAAUAACCUCUCGCCGCGUUCGUGCAGAAGCCUGAUCAGGAGAAUGCUCGAACCGGACCCGAAGCAGAGGGGCCUGAUCGAGGAGUGCAUCAAGCACCCCUGGGUGGAGGGCAUCGAGGUCUGCCAUACGGUGAAUAAACCGAGUCAUGUGCAUGUGUAUGCGCAGGCGAUGGCGCAGGCACAGGUCGCGGUGCUUCCGUAG